AUGUCUGGCAGCAUCGCAUCCAAGAACCUCUACGAGCUCCUGGGCAACGACCCGGAGCUCGAUCCCGAGAGGAAACAGCCUGAGCCGCCUACCAAGGCCAUUGACAAGCCAGCUGCCCGCUCCGGCAAGCGCAAUGCUGGCGCUGAGGCCCCGCUGAAGGACGCUCGCGCCGCCCCCGCUCCCCGCGGUGGCCGCCAGCAGUUCGGCGGCAGUGAAGGAGCUUUCCGCGACCGCAACGCUGGCAGCGCCAACAACCGUGGCAAGCCGACCGAGGACGGCCUCCGCCAGGACCGCACCUCCAACCGCCCGAGAGGCGAGCAGCGUGGUGGCCGCGGUGGCCGCGGCGGUCCCCGCCGUGAUGACCGCCACAGCCGCUCUGGUGUCUCCGAUCACCCCAAGCAGGUCCAGCAGGGCUGGGGCGGCGAGGAUGGCAACAAGGAGCUUGCCGACGAGCAGGCCGGCGAGGCCAUUGCCAAGCAGGAGGAGGAUGCCGCCGUCGGCGAUGCUGCCGAAGGUGACGCCGCCGACGCCGCUGCCGAGGAGGAGAAGGUCAAGAGCUAUGACGACUACCUCGCUGAGAUUAUGGAGAAGAAGGCUGCUCUUGGCGGCAACGUCGACGUCCGCAAGCCCAACGAGGGUGCGGCCAAGAAGUUCCCCGAGGGCAAGCCCAUCGAGCACGUCGAGGAGGAGGUCUUCUUCGUCGGUGAUGGUGGCAAGAAGGGCCGCGAAAGGAGCAAGAAGGAGAAGAACCAGCUCGACCUCGGCGACAUCUACGGCCGUGGUGAGGAGCGCGGCGGUUUCCGUGGCGGCCGUGGCGGCCCCCGUGGCGGUGGCCGUGGCGGUCCCCGUGAGGGUGGCUUCCGUGGUGAGGGCCGUGGCCGUGGUGGCCGCGGUGGCCGCGGUGGUGAGCGUGGUGGUGCCGCCCGUGGCGGUACUCGCGUCAACCUCCAGGACACCAGCGCUUUCCCCAGCUUGGGCGCAUAA
Diplodia corticola is the source of this 984-nucleotide messenger RNA. RefSeq names its product telomere and ribosome associated protein. Gene Ontology annotation, cellular component: cytoplasm; nucleus. Lineage: Eukaryota; Fungi; Ascomycota; Dothideomycetes; Botryosphaeriales; Botryosphaeriaceae. The record is from RefSeq and is a predicted model, not a curated record. The transcript is spliced from 6 exons. Gene Ontology annotation, molecular function: RNA binding. The coding region runs from base 1 to 984 and encodes 327 amino acids.